AUGGCUAAGGAAGGCGUAGAGAAAGCGGAGGAGACUGAACAGAUGAUCGAGAAGGAGACCAGCAAGGAGCCUGCUGAGGGCGGCGACGGCUCCCACCGCCUCGGGGAUGCCCAGGAGAUGCGCGCUGUGGUGCUGGCCGGCUUCGGAGGGCUCAACAAGCUGAGGCUCUCUAGAAAGGCCAUGCCGGAGCCACAGGACGGCGAGCUCAAGAUCCGCGUCAAAGCCUGUGGCUUGAACUUCAUUGACCUGAUGGUGAGACAGGGAAACAUUGACAACCCUCCCAAGACACCCUUGGUGCCAGGAUUCGAAUGUUCUGGGAUUGUUGAAGCUCUGGGGGACAGCGUAAAAGGAUACGAGAUUGGAGACCGUGUCAUGGCAUUUGUCAACUACAAUGCCUGGGCUGAGGUGGUCUGCACUCCAGUGGAGUUUGUCUACAAGAUCCCAGAUGACAUGAGUUUCUCUGAGGCUGCUGCCUUCCCCAUGAACUUCGUCACUGCAUACACGAUGCUCUUUGAGAUUGCCAACCUCCGCGAAGGGAUGUCUGUGCUCGUGCACUCAGCCGGUGGUGGCGUGGGUCAAGCGGUGGCUCAGCUGUGUUCAACCAUUCCCAAUGUGACCGUCUUUGGAACAGCCUCUACUUUCAAGCACGAAGCCAUCAAAGAUUCUGUGACCCACCUCUUUGACAGGAAUGCCGACUACGUGCAAGAAGUAAAGAGGAUCUCGGCUGAAGGUGUGGACAUCGUUUUGGAUUGCCUGUGUGGGGACAACACUGGCAAGGGGCUCAGUCUCCUCAAACCUCUGGGGACUUACAUUUUAUAUGGUUCAUCCAACAUGGUAACUGGAGAGACCAAGAGUUUCUUUAGUUUUGCAAAGUCAUGGUGGCAGGUGGAGAAAGUGAACCCCAUCAAGCUGUAUGAAGAAAACAAAGUCAUCGCGGGAUUCUCGCUUCUCAACCUGCUCUUCAAACAGGGCCGCUCAGGCCUCAUUCGAGGGGUAGUAGAGAAGCUCAUAGGGCUGUACAACCAGAAGAAGAUCAAGCCUGUGGUGGAUUCGUUAUGGGCCCUGGAGGAGGUAAAGGAAGCCAUGCAGCGCAUCCACGACCGAGGGAACAUCGGGAAGUUAAUUCUGGAUGUGGAAAAGACCCCGACCCCGCUGAUGGCCAAUGACAGCACAGAGACCAGCGAGGCAGGGGAGGAAGAAGAGGACCAUGAAGGUGACAGCGAAAACAAAGAGAGAAUGCCCUUCAUCCAGUAA
Messenger RNA from Grammomys surdaster, 1254 nucleotides. RefSeq names its product vesicle amine transport 1 like (gene Vat1l). The transcript has 9 exons. The record is from RefSeq and is a predicted model, not a curated record. Gene Ontology annotation, molecular function: oxidoreductase activity; zinc ion binding. The coding region runs from base 1 to 1254 and encodes 417 amino acids. NCBI's taxonomy places the organism in Eukaryota, Metazoa, Chordata, Mammalia, Rodentia, Muridae.